UCGGCUACCUCUAGGUUGCUGCUCGUCCUCGCCGGUUAUCUCAGCCUGCAAACAUUUCACAAGCGCAAAAAUUCUUACUUUGCUUUGAUUCUUGAAACGGGUAUGCCGUAUGCCUCAUUUGUUGCCCAUUAUAAAUGCUACCAUAAUUUUGAUGGGUUAAGAAAUAAGUUUGUUUAUUGCUGUCAUUUUGUGUGUGAUAUGUGCAGAAUUGCCAUGGCUGUAUUUUACCUGUACAAGAUUGCGACUGGCAGAAAUCAUAUUCCACCAAAGACAAGUUAUACGCAGAAAUCAAUUUACGACGUAUGAUUUGGUAGUUCAUUCUCAUAGAUUAGCCGCAUGUUGUGCUGCUUCUAGUUCUUAUCUAACAUGUCAAGUGCAUUGUAGCAUAAUUUUAUUAGAAUAAGUAGUAAGUAGGAGUAUUUCUUUUGGUAAUUCUGUGAUAGUUGGGAACGAUGGACAUCUUCAUUUAUAGAUGGAUCCAUUGUGUUGUAGCCACAUAGAGUUUUCUUCCAUGUUCGUUUAUUUUAUCAGGUGUCCAGUUUACUACUCUAAAUAUAGAAUGAUCAUAAUGAAACAGA
This is a messenger RNA of Salvia splendens (bonfire salvia), 578 nucleotides long. RefSeq names its product protein FATTY ACID EXPORT 5-like. NCBI's taxonomy places the organism in Eukaryota, Viridiplantae, Streptophyta, Magnoliopsida, Lamiales, Lamiaceae. The annotation marks the transcript as partial. The record is from RefSeq and is a predicted model, not a curated record. The transcript has 2 exons.